CUUGAACUGAAGCGUAGUGUCCCAUUCCAUUCAUAUUAACUCGUACAGAGAACCCAGAUUUUACUUAUCAUUAAGUAAACGCAGAUCCUUUAAAGAGCGAAAAUGAAAGGGUAUAAAGAAGAUACAAAAAAGGAAGAAAUCUCGUAAAAUAUAGCAGCAGCAGCAGCAGAAGAAGAAGAAGAAGAAGAAGAAGAAAAGAAAAGAAAGAAAACACAGAGCGGACGGUAUAUCAUUCAGUUCAGUCUCCUAGUGUAGCGGGGUUGUGUUAAUCUCGCUAUGCCUUUAUUCCAUACGCUAAACUAUGGGUUUUUUCUCGUGUUUCUGGUCCUAUGUGGAAUUCGAGAGAGAGUGGAGAGUCAGAGUCAAUGUAAGGAAGAUUGCCGAGCGCUUCGCCUGAACGGCGCCUGGAUUCCCUACGGCGAGGGUCCGCUCUCCGUGUGGUGGUGGCCGGUCACGCCCUCGGAGAAGCUGCUGGUCUCGGGGCCGGAGAUCAACGGUGAGGUCGUUGCAGGGACGCCUCAUCGCUGGCACGAACUCCUCAUGGACAGAAAGAGGUUAAAGUACUGCCUGACUGCCUCUUCAUUCUUGCCGGGGAGACUGUGCAGUACCGAGAAGGACUUCCUCUAUGUGUAUGGCGGCCGGCCAACCUUCUUCUCAUUCGACUGCACUCAGUAUCCGUGUGCAAUACCUUGUUCAAACAACUCAACGGACGAUUGCAACGAAACGUCAUUGUCAACAGAGUGCUCCAUUCAACGCCUAUACGGGGUGUAUGUCCCCCUUGACAAAGCUGCCACCAGUGUGUUUUGGUGGCCUGGAUCUGCCGAUACACUGGGCGUGGAAGGGCCGACUAUUGACCUGUACCACCCUGUAGAAUCGGUGCAAAACCAGUGGCACCACAUCAUCAUCAUGGGCCAUGAAGGGGCGUCGGCCGUUCUCCCGUGUGGCAUCAACAGCGAAAGUCUCAACCUGUCUCUCCCCUGCGCUGAAGACCCCGGCGACGACUACGACGAAUUCACCACGAGCAGGAUGUUCGUGGGAAGUUACCGAAGGCGCGCGAUGACGUCGUCUUAUUGGGCCCUUGGAUGUGACGUCACUCCUGCCUGGUGCCCGGACAGUACAAAGUGUACGAUUCCAACCAGAAAAGAGAAAAAGGAAGUACAGUGGUGGAUGAAGCUGGUAGUAGCUGUGGAGGUUGUCCUUCUAGCCCUGGGUCUUCUGUGGCUCGGGAACGGCAUACUCUUUCAAGUCCGCAGGAAACGGAGCCAGAAGACAGCGUCCAGCAGGCAACAGCACCCACAUGGUGGUAACGAAAAACAAGAGACCAAGUGCUUAUAGAGGGGUGACGAACCUCGCUGUGUGCGCAAAGGCUGCAGCUGAAAUAGUAGUAAUAAUACUCGCGUUGAUAAAAGGAGCAGCAAAAGUACAAUUGGUACAGGAUUUUAUUCGAAGCGAGUGUUGCGUUCUCCACCUCGUUCUUAAUGGUUUACACGUAUCUUAAGCCUUUGUCUUGAAGAGUAAAAAGUACUUUCUGACCUUGUUCCUUACGUUUUCUGGUCACUAAAUGAACAAAGAUAUUCAAACGUAAAAAUUUGUGAAAAUAAAACCAAACAAAAACUCU
Molecule: messenger RNA, 1618 nt
Organism: Penaeus chinensis
Lineage: Eukaryota; Metazoa; Arthropoda; Malacostraca; Decapoda; Penaeidae
Exons: 10
Coding region: 277-1335 (352 amino acids)
Source: RefSeq, a predicted model, not a curated record